CAAAAGAAAAAAUUAUAUCUGCCAAACUAAAUAUCCUUUACAAAUAAAUUACUGUCUUAUACAUUUUUUUCGCUUCACUUUUCUGGAUUUCGAAAAUUGUGAUUAAAUUUUGUAAAAUAUAAACUUAUUGGCAGAAUUCAGCGGAAAUCGUCGCCAUCUAUGAGGUAAAGGAAAAUUGAAGGAGAGAUAACUCUAUGAGUCUGUGUUCUAAAGAUGUUGCUGUGUCUUGUUCCAAACCGAAUAUCACAAACAGAAACGGGACCAAAAUCUUUUUACUACCAAACAAACGGAUUAUUUUACCUUUAAUUUAGCUGCCUUAUGAGGCUAGUUUCACACUCAUUCUUUUUAGUUUCUUUCUGCUUUGAUUUUUAGGGUUUGUUUCACUUUCUUACUUUCGUCCCACUCCUUGACUCUUUUUAACAAAUAUUUGUCGAAUUUUCAUAUCCUUUAUCGGCCAAAAAAAAAACCUGAUCAAUAUAUGUUUAAUAAUUUCACACCUUUUAUCUCUUCUGUAGUUAUUUUCAGUUUUCAAUAUACAUUCACUUUGUUUCUCUCUCAUCUAUAACAAAUAUUCUCUCAGCUUCUCUACAUCUACACCCAACUUUCACAGCAAAAAUAUCUUAAAAAAAGAAAAAAAAAAGAUUCUGCUCGUCGCAGUCAGAUAUUUUCUUGUUUAAUAUUAAACGAGAAACAAAACAAAACAAAAAUUAAUUAAAAUAAUGACGAUGACUUCUAACUCCGAUGAAGAGAAAUUCUGCAAGUUGUUCGUAGCUCGACUGAGUUCGGACACAUCUGAGGAGUCAUUGAAAAACUAUUUCCAAACUUGGGGAGAGGUUUCUAAAUGUGUUAUCGUAAAAAAUCCAUCCACAAACCAGUCCAAAGGGUUUGCUUUCGUCACAUUUGUAUGUCCAGAAGCACUGGACAAGGUGCAAGAAGCUCGGCCGCAUUGCAUCGACAACAGAAAGUUGGACACGAAACGAGCCAUUCCGCAAGAUGAGGCGCCUGAAAAUAAAGUUAGCGUCAGUAAAAUGUUCGUUGGAGGCAUCAAAGAAGACAGCACCGAGGAUGAAAUUCGAAACACAUUUUCGCCUUAUGGUGAAAUUGAGAAGAUCGACAUGAUCAGGGAUAAGGGUACUGGCAAGUUUAAGCGGUUCUGUUUUGUUACCUUCACUGACUAUGAUAGUGUAGACAAGUGUGUCAUUAAGAAACAUUUUGAAUUAUCAGGCAAACAGGUAGAAGUGAAGAAAGCUGUUUCCAAGGACGAACUAAUAACUGGCCGCGGCGGCAGCGGUGUUGCUGCUUACAGCCGUGUGUUGAACCCAUAUGGACGAGGUGCAUUUCAAGGGUAUGGAAGUCCUUACGGGUACGGGGGUGCAAGUGCUGGAUGGUAUGCAUAUCCGGGUGGAAUCGCCAACUAUACCAGUGAUGCUUAUGGUACUAAUUUCUCUUGUCCCUAUGGUAACGGCUUAGGUGGUGGCCCAACUCGUGGUCGCGGCAGUUUCACUCCACGUGGCUCUGGCCCAUACGGGGGUUGGUGAAAACUUUAUUAAUUUUAAUUUCAAUUUUUUUUUUUUUUUGAAUUGACAAUUUUUCAGUUUUGUUUUUGUUUUUAUUUCCGAAGAUAUCAUUCUAUACAGAUGGUUACCAUGUUGUAUCUCCUGAAAAACCAUUUUUUUUUUUGUUUUUAAUCUGAGGUUACGCACAGUUUUUUGGCUGACAACCAUGUUGGAUUUGGUGAAGGCUACAGGUUUUUCUUUUUUUUCUUUUUGUGAGUUUAAUUAAUACCAACUGUGAAAGUGUGAUGGGUUUUUUACUCCACAGUUUUGACUCUUAUUUUGGACUGUUAUCUACUCAGAAAAUCCGUCACACUUAACCUGUUUUGUAAUGAAUAAUCUGACAAAAUAAAAAAAAAAAAAAGCCAUCAUCGCUAAUCACUUACAAAUCCAAUAUCACACCCAGCACGCACAAACACACACACUGACAUACACACAUACACACACACACAUAUAUAUAUAUAUAUAUACAAGGUUAUACUAAUGUAUAUUUAUGUGCGAUAUGUUUUAAAAGUAAAAAAAAAAACAAUUGACUGGAUUAUGAUAUCUUCAAAGAUUGUUUAAAACAAAACUUAAAUGAUGACAAUGUUGUUCUCUCACGCACACACAUAUAUAUAUACAUACAUACACACACACAUACAAGAUGGAGAUGUUUCCAUAUUUUUUUAUAAUUUUUUGAACUUGUGUAAAUAUCUCAUUUUGAAAAAUAGAAGAAGAAAAAAAAAGAAAAAAUUGCAGCAUCUUUUUGUCUGAAACAACAAUUUCUGGGGUGAGAUUAUACCCUGUCCCCACUCUCCAAAUUUUGUUUUUGUUUAUUAUUAUUAGUUCAAGUUCCGCCGAGGUCGACUUUGCCUUUCAUCCUUCGGGGGUCGAUAAAAUAAGUACCAGUUGAGUAUUGGGGUCGAUGUAAUCGACUGUCCCCUCCCUUAAAUUUCAGGCCUUGUGCCUAUGUUAGAAAGGAUUAUUAUACGAGUUUCUGCCAUACCCAUUUGAUUCAUUUUGUCUCGCCGCCUUCCUUCCGCAGACACUUUCUGUCCCUCAUUUUCUGUUUUUCGUUGAAUAAAACAAAUCAUAAGUGAACCACAGUUUCAAAAAACAGUGAAUGGUAGUGUAUAUUAGAGCGAGAUUCGUAUCAAUAAAUUGAAAUAAUUCUUA
Messenger RNA from Octopus bimaculoides (California two-spot octopus), 2708 nucleotides. RefSeq names its product heterogeneous nuclear ribonucleoprotein A2 homolog 1. Gene Ontology annotation, molecular function: mRNA binding. The record is from RefSeq and is a predicted model, not a curated record. Gene Ontology annotation, biological process: regulation of translation. NCBI's taxonomy places the organism in Eukaryota, Metazoa, Mollusca, Cephalopoda, Octopoda, Octopodidae.